Messenger RNA from Manduca sexta (tobacco hornworm), 4090 nucleotides. Its product is annotated as GTP-binding protein 2. The transcript is spliced from 18 exons. Lineage: Eukaryota; Metazoa; Arthropoda; Insecta; Lepidoptera; Sphingidae. Gene Ontology annotation, molecular function: GTPase activity; GTP binding; translation elongation factor activity. Gene Ontology annotation, biological process: translational elongation. The record is from RefSeq and is a predicted model, not a curated record. Bases 362 to 2836 code for a protein of 824 amino acids.
CAAAAUCCCCAGUUCGAUAUCCCAAAUGUCAAAAUCGUAAAUAUUUUGUCGGGAGUUCGUGAUGAAAUUUAUAACAGCCAUUACAAAAUAAUCUUAUCUGAAACGGCAUUUCGUUUUACAGUUACGGACUAUUUACUAAUAAGAAUAUUUUCGUUUUUGUGUGCAUGACAUUUCAUAUUCGAUGUGUGAGAAAUCAGUUUAAUUUGUUCAGUUGCACGAAAUCUUUGUGUUUUACGUCAUAUUAAAUAAUUUGGCUGGCUUCCCCUGUUUGUUUUCUUUUGUUGACUCAUAAUAGUUUGAGACUUUGCGUUGGCAGCAAACAACCAAAGUGACCUUGAAGGAAUAAACAGCUGUUACAAUAAUGGAUUCGUUCUUCAGUCUCUUCGACCCCAGCGAUGGACAGAGCAAGCCGGAAAAGAAGAAAAGGCAGAAACCGGACCAAGAUACUGUUAAGAAAAAAACUGACGCGCCAAAAGGACGGCGUAGAGGUCGCAAGUCGAACAAUAAGAACGAGACUUUGCCAGAAGAGUCUUCUUUCCUCUGCGAGCCGGAGCUUGGCACUGAGAUGCUCGUGAAAGAUGUGAGCUACAUCGAGAACUUCAUAGAAAUUAAUAAAAGGGAGGAUGAUCAAAAACAAGACGACAAAAAGGCGAAACGUCGCUGUGCAGCGCGGAAGACGCGUAGGAAAAAGUACAAAUCAAAAGACAACAGGCCCGAAGACCUGAAUAACCAGAAGAACACGAAAAAGAUCAAUGAUGAUAGCGUAGGGAAGAAUGUUAACGACUUGAAAAGUCAAAGGUUUGACGAAGACUUCAAUACAGUGUACAAUGUGAUAGAUAAAUUGGAAAAAGUCAGUCUCAAAGAUGACAGGUUUUUGGCGGGAGAUGUUACCGCUGACGAUUUGGAGAACGAUUUCUUCUAUUGCAGCGAUGAUGAUGAAGAAUAUGUGGAGUAUUCGACAUCAGAGCCCGAAGAAGAUUCGGGAGACGAGAGCUACGGCAGUUUACCUCCAGAGCCAAGGUUCGGGAACGUGGAGUACAAACUGCAGCUCGUGCCGCUGUGCGAGAGGAGGUUCCAGCAUCUAGUCACGCAGUUGAAGUGGCGGCUGUCGUCCGGCGGCGGCAGCUGCGUGUACGUGGUCGGCGUCCGCGACUGCGGCGCGCUCGUCGGCCUGCGCGCCCGCCAGCUGCGCGCGUCGCUGCACGCGCUGCGCCGCAUGGCCGCCGCGCUCGGCGCCACGCUCGUGCACGUCGCCGCCAGGCGCGUCACGCACCAACGCGCCGUCGCCGAGGUCUACAUCAGGAAGUUGGCAGACCCGCAACAGAGCGUAGAGCUGAGGGUAGCCGUGAUGGGCGCUAACGAGGCUGGCAAGUCCACGCUCAUAGGAGUUCUCACACAAGGGGAGCUGGACAACGGCCGCGGCAGCGCCCGGCUGAACAUGUUCCGGCACCUGCACGAGGUGAAGAGCGGCAGGACGUCCUCGCUCAGCCACGAGAUACUCGGCUUCGACGCGCAGGGUAACGUGGUGAACUACGGCUGUUCGGAGCUGAUGACGGCGGAGCGUAUCGGCGAGCGUAGUGCGAAGCUCGUCUCGUUCCUGGACCUCGCCGGACACACCAAGUACCAGCGGACCACACUCCACGGCCUGACGGGCUACUCGCCGCACUAUGCGAUGCUCGUAAUCUCUGCGACGGCGGGCGUGACGCGCAUCACGGAGGAGCACACGAGCCUGCUGCUGGCGCUGGACCUGCCGUUCUUCGCCGUCAUCACCAAGUGUGAGCUGGCGCCCGGCGCCGUGCCCGCGCUGCGCGACCGCCUCGCCGCGCUGCUGGAGUCAAGUCGGAAGAAACCAGUGCUAAUAACGGAUGAGAACGCGGCCCGCAGUUGCGUCGCGCCGCAGAGGCUGAUCCUGGACUCUCUGAACCAAGACGGAGAGAAGGAGGAGGAGGAGUGCACGGAGCAGGUGCCGGUGUUCCCGGUGAGCUGCGUGCGCGGGAACGGACUCAACGCGCUGCACGCCUACCUGCUCGCCAUCCCGCCGCCGCAGCACCACGCGCCGCCCGCCGCCGACGAGGAGACGUGCGAGUUCCAGAUAGAUGAGAUCUUCCACGUGGGCGAGUCGAGUGGGCCUGUGGUGGGCGGGCUCGUGGUCAAGGGACAGAUACGUGAGGGAGACCAGCUGAUUAUGGGUCCGCUGGAGGACGGUUCGUUCAGCUCGACGGUGGUCCGCAGCGUGCACCGCAACCGCGCGGCGUGUCGCGCCGCCCGCGCCGGCCACUGCUGCUCCGUGGGGCUGGCGGCGGGCGCGCCGCGCCCCGGCAUGGUGCUGCUCGCGCCGCGCGCCGCCGCGCCGCCGCGACUCUACGGCGCCUGCGCGCACCGCUGCCUCACCAGGAAGAAACUGGAAGCUGACAAACAGUCCCAGGUGAACGAGAACACCUCGCCGCCAGAGAAGGUGGGGCUUAAUAGCCUCACGCCGGAGCCCGAGCGCGCCGACGAGGAGUGCAUAUGCCCAGACAGAGUGUACCUCGAGGAGCCAGGGAACCCUAGAGGAUGUCUGUUCUUCCAGGCGUCGGUGCACCUCCUGCGUCACUCCACGGCGAUAUAUCCCGGGUUCCAGUGCGUGGUGCACGUGGGGAAUGUGCGGCAGACGGCUAUUAUAGAGGGUAUAAUGUGCCGCAAUGGUGUAGUGCGUGCAGGCGAAAACGCAUCCGUGGUGUUCAGGUUUGUGCGCUGCCCGGAGUACCUCGUCUCUGGCAGGAGGAUGCUCUUCACGGCCGGACUCGGCACCAGAGCCGUGGGUCGCAUCACGCAAACCUUCCCACACAUACCCUGAACCAGUGCAUCGUCAGUAAAUCACCAACACCGCCCGCGCAUGCGCGAGUAUUCAACGGAUCACCUCACAAUGUAUAAAUAAGUACACUUAUUCGUGACAUUAUUGUAGGAUAUUUCUAUCCACCCGGAUAUCAACAAGUUACGUGUAAUAACUGACAGGGGAUCCGGGAUCAGCCUGUGUAUAUCCGACAGGCCGGCAUAAUUGUGUCAACUGUCAGGGGUAAUCAUCUCUCGUUAGUCGACUUUCUAUAGGACCUUACUUUUACUAUCAGGUGCAGUGCUGUGCGCGUAUAAAAAAGGUUUAGUAAGGUAUUCGUUAAUGAAAUAUCGUUUACAAGGUGUUACACGAUAAUGGUCCGUGUGUGUGUUCCUGGAUAUAUUAGAAUAGGUGUUGUGUCGACUGUGGAAUAAUCUCUCAGUUGAUACUCUUCCUGGAUCCCACUUAUCAUCAGUGGGGACGCUUUGCAAGUAAAAAUAAUUAACAUUAUGAAAAUUGACGGACUUUCAUAUUUAGUAAUAAUAGAUACAAUUUGAUGUUUUGCCUGAUAAUUUGUAGGGGUAAGUUCGGAUAAUGGGGUAAGACAAUGUUUUAAUUGUUUUUCCGUAACUAAAAGUUCUGUGGCUCAGUAGAAGUACGUUACGAAACAUCGGAUUUAUCGGUCAAUAAGAUUGGAUUUACCCCGUGAUCCGAAGUUACCCCCACACAAUUUAGCGUUUCCAAGAAAUUUUGUGUUCUAGAUUUGAUAUUCUGUCUCUCUCUGUCACCUGACGUUUAUUGAGCGGGAGUGAGACAAAAUACUGUGUAACCAUGACAGUAUCAAUAAAACGGGGUCAAUAGGGAUAAAGAAUUAUUAUACAACCUGACCAGGAAUAUAAAAAAACCACGCCAUUUUGAUAAAACUAUUAACUAAUUACCAACCCAAUGGCACACACCUCUGACUUCUCUAAAAAAAAUCUGUGUGUAUUCUUUGUGAAUUAUCGCUUGCUUUAACGGUGAAGGGAAACAUCGUGAGGAAAUAUGAAAUCGUGAAAUAGAUAAUUUUCUAUAAAAAUGUUUUGUUCCUAUUCGCCCCGUUUUAAUAUUGUGACGCUUUAAAUGUAUUCGUUUGAAAUGUUUUUGUGUUUUAGUAUGAUCUGAAAUUAACUUUGACAACCUUAAAAAAGUAGUUGACACUAGUUCACGCUUAUAUUCCUAAAGAGAAGGUAGAAGCUUAUAGGCUAACCCGAAAAAUAAAAAACAAUGUAAAAUAUGGAA